This is a messenger RNA of Lingula anatina, 1416 nucleotides long. Its product is annotated as carbonic anhydrase-related protein 10. The record is from RefSeq and is a predicted model, not a curated record. Lineage: Eukaryota; Metazoa; Brachiopoda; Lingulata; Lingulida; Lingulidae. Gene Ontology annotation, biological process: one-carbon metabolic process. Gene Ontology annotation, molecular function: carbonate dehydratase activity; zinc ion binding.
CUGCUUCUCAUCAGAGAGCAAUGCUUCCUAGAAUGAGCUAGCUACAGAACAUCAGUGACAUAAAUCGCCAAAACGGGAACUCCAGGCUACGUUCUGUAAGGAAACAAUUCUGUCAGAAAUUGUGCGUAGCGUGUGUUGGAAAAAAAGUGAAAAACGUUCACAUCAUGCAUUACUGCCGGUCAGCUGUCGUGGGAUUACAAUACAUUUUUCUAGUGCACAAUGCCAUGGCUUCAUCAUCCUGGUGGGGCUGGUGGACAUAUGAGGGGAUAUCAGGGCCAGAUUAUUGGGGUUUAGCUUACCGAGAGUGGUACAUUUGCAGCAAGGGAAAGCACCAAUCGCCUAUAAACAUCGAGCCGAAGACGUUAUUGUUUGAUCCUAACCUCAAACACAUCCACAUAGAUAAGCACAGGGUCCACGGUUAUUUGACCAAUACUGGCCACGACGUGACGUUCUACGUUGACCAGAGCUCCAGCCCUAAAAUUAUCAACAUCACCGGCGGCCCGUUCUCCUACACAUACAGGGUGACAGAAAUCCACUUACACUUCGGCAGCAUAGACAACUGGGGAUCCGAACAUUCCGUCGAUGGCUAUAAAUACCCGGCAGAAAUCCAGAUUCUUGGCUAUAACAGCGACUUAUACAGCAACAUGAGCGAAGCAGAGACGUCUCCUGCUGGAUUAGCCAUCGUGUCACUGCUAGCUAAAGUGGACCGAACUGGCAACAAAGAGUUCGAGAAGUUGUUAAAGGACAUCCGAGGCAUAACGUACAAAGGAGACAAAGUAAAAGUUAGUCAUCUGUCUAUUCAUGAACUUUUACCGCCAACCCAGAGUUUCAUGACGUACGACGGAUCGCUCACGUGGCCUGGCUGUUACGAAACGGUCACGUGGGUAAUCAUGAACAAGCCCAUGUAUAUGACACGUGAUCAGAUAAGUAGUCUACGAGAUGUCAAGAGCAACCUGAAGGAAAAGGCAAAGGUCCCCAUGGUGGACAACGUGCGCCCCACAGUCUCCCAGAACCACAGAGUAGUUAGAACCAAUAUCAAUUUCGCUCAACCGGGGAAAGGUUGCAACAUGGAACGAAAUCUUAAAUUUAAAGCAAACAUAGUGGACAACAAACCUUGAUCAUCUGAGAUCACAAUCGUUCAAGGAACAGAUGGCAGUAGACCGUGCGACAUAGAGCAUCACCAGUGAAUGGGCAGAUAUUGACCUCUGUUUCUUGGACCAGGCGCGGAGUUCCUGAAAAAUAUAACCUUUAUUGCAGAUGAAUGAGAGACUCCAAUAAUGGCGAAUAAGGUCACAGGAGAAAGAGGCUACUACAGUGAUUGUGGCCACGGUACAGCGUGUGUUGGAGACAGCUGAGACGAGCAGCACUCACCACGGUGCAUGCGCUUUUCGAGGAAGUAACCUUUGUGAAGUACGA